Molecule: messenger RNA, 3919 nt
Organism: Alligator mississippiensis (American alligator)
Lineage: Eukaryota; Metazoa; Chordata; Crocodylia; Alligatoridae
Gene: GTF2A2
Product: general transcription factor IIA subunit 2
Exons: 5
Coding region: 220-549 (109 amino acids)
Biological process (GO): transcription initiation at RNA polymerase II promoter; RNA polymerase II preinitiation complex assembly
Cellular component (GO): transcription factor TFIIA complex
Molecular function (GO): TBP-class protein binding; RNA polymerase II general transcription initiation factor activity
Source: RefSeq, a predicted model, not a curated record
GGUGGUGGCGCCCUUCCGGUUCCGGGUCGCGCGGCGCAGCCUGGGGCUUCCGGUGCUCGGGCUCGGCGGGAUCCGCACGGACUGGGAGGCGGCGGCGCCCGCGGCCGCGAGGGAGCACGUCCCUCCCGCCCCGCCAGGCUUUCAAUGACAGCGUGAGCCCCAGCAGCGGGUCUGGAGCCGUGCAUAAGCAGGACCGUUUCCACCUUCCCUCAGUAAACCAUGGCAUAUCAGCUGUACAGAAAUACCACCCUGGGGAACAGCCUUCAGGAGAGCCUGGAUGAGCUCAUACAGUCACAGCAAAUCACCCCUCAGCUUGCCCUGCAAGUGCUACUUCAGUUUGACAAGGCUAUAAAUUCAGCAUUGGCGCAGCGGGUCAGGAACAGAGUCAAUUUCAGGGGCUCCCUGAAUACAUACAGGUUCUGUGACAAUGUAUGGACAUUUGUACUGAACGAUGUUGAAUUUAGGGAGGUUACUGAACUCGUGAAAGUGGAUAAAGUGAAAAUUGUAGCGUGUGAUGGAAAAAAUACUGGUUCCAAUACUGCAGAAUGAAUAGAAAUGUGGUUUGUGUGCAACAUUUUCUGUUAAUAUGCAGCACUUUCAGGAGAGCAGCGUGGAAAAGGACUGUUCAUAAUUUAUUGUAGUGAUGCAGAUACAAACCAAUCCAUCACAGAAUGGCAGCAGGAAGAGAUCUUUGUAGCAUUUCUUCGGUUCACCUUAUAGGGCAUGAAGAAAACAGUUACUUUUUUAAAUGACAAAACAAAUAUUGUUGUCCUUUUUUGUUCAAAGUAAUUUCUCUAAUAAAACUUUUUAUUUAAAAAAUUCUAGAGAGGUAAGUGAUGGUUCAUUGAAAACAACCUGCCACAAAAAUACUCCAGGCCCUGAGUGAACUGUGGUUGGUGUGAGAAACUAGACAUAGAGGCUUUCUUGGGCUACAUCCAUUACUUCUGGGAGAACUCUAGCUUGCAGUGUUCUUAAUAUCCUGGACAUAGAAAAUGAUUAUAAUCUUGCUCAAAUGCUCUCCUUGUCCAAUUUUUUCAUAUGCAUUGAUUUCAAGGAGUUGACUUCUGCUUUUUAUCCACAGAUUAAUUUAAAGCCAACUAAAAAUACAGAACUGCAGAAACUUAGGCUGGGAAAGGACCUCAAGAAGUCAUUUAACUCGUUUUCAUUCUAAAGCAGAAUGAAAUGGACCUAAAUGAAAUGUUUGUUUGUUUGUUUGUUUGUUUGUUUGUUUGUUUGUUUGUUUGUUUGUUUGUUUGUUUUUAAACUUCCAAUGAGAGGGACAUUGUGUCCUCCCUCAGCAGCCUCUCCAGUUACUUAACCAUACUUACAGUUGGAAAGAUUCCUUCCCCCCUCUCCUAUGUUUUUGCAUUACUUUUAUGUCAUCAACAGAUGUAAUGUUUGCAGUGCUUCAAGUGUUUUUCAGGUACUAUAGGAAGAGAAGGAGCAGGCAAUGCACAGUGCUCUAGCGCUCCAAAUUGGCCUGAACUAUAUAAAAUUAUCCUGGAUGAAAUGGGAACAACUCUGAAGUGCUCUGCUGUGAAAAGCUUCAAAUUGUUCUGUCUAGAGUGACACAGGAAAUUGUUCAGCUACCAGCGUCUCAUAAUGUUCUGCUUCUUCCCACCCUUCCGUCUCCUGUGAGGUUCCCCCUUUUGUGCCUUACUGCCAUCUGUACUGCCCUAAGGGUCACAUAGUCUUUCACGUGUGACAUCAUCUUCUUAAACCCAGGUGCAGAAGCAUAAUGCAGCCACCGUUUUCUGGACAAUUGUGGCUGAAAGUUGACUUCUUGUGUACUGUGUGAACAUAUUCAAGUACCUACUCAUCCACUGAAUAAAUGAAGUGCACCAAGAAGGUCAGUGAAAUGCUCAACUUAAUUUUGUAGGUAAAGUAAGGAGAGCACUCAGCAGACCCGUAAGCUGUGUAUGUGCAGCUUGCAUUAGAAGUAGUCACUCAUGGGCAUAACUAGCACUUGCAUCAGUGGAGCCAAAGCAAACAUCACGAAGACAGACAAUAUUGUGAUGGUAGCCCUGUCCCAAGUGCCUGUUGGGUGGUAUAUUUAAGGAACUCUUCAAAAUUCUUGUAGGUGAUAAUGCCUUUGUUAUCAACUCUGUCAGACAGCUCAGUGUCCACCUCAGUAGCCCUGUGGACCCAAAGCACUGAGAAGGCUCCAGUCUGAAACAAGAGGAUCCUGGGGAAGGCCCUUCUAUUCAGGACCACUGAGCUUGGGUCAUACCAGCCCCUGGGACAAGACAGCUCAUGGCAUCAACAUUGGAGAAGACCAGCUGACUAUCCUGCCAUUAUUUUGGAUGACUUCCCUGUCAUCCUUUUGGUACUUAGAGCACCAGCCCUGCACACCAAACACAGUAGUGACUAGUAGCACACACCCAUGCUCUGGGAGCAUCACUAAACAUUUCCCUUCUCAAACAAGCCACAGGACUCCAGAGGCCUGCUUUGUACAAGGCAAACUACAGCCUGAGGACUGUAUCCAGCUUGUAAAUUGAUCCUAUCCUGCUCACUGGCCACUGCUGGGAGCCUGAGGAGGGAGGGCUCUGCCAUAUUUGGGCUCAGCCGCACAACACAAAGACUCCCUUCCCCCCCUGCCCCAGCCAGGUUCCUGUUAGCGCGGUGCGGUUCUGGCACCAUGGCUGCUGGCAGGCAGGUCCACAUGGGAUGGGAUGUGAUGCAGUGUGCUGAGUAGCCCUCCCACCUGCCCUCCACGAUGAGCCACUGCUACCACAGCACCACUAGGAGGUGAGUCUGUUCCAGCCACAGAGGAGGGGGCUCAGCCUUGGGCAGCUGCCCCCAACUUCCUGGUGCAGUGUGGUGGCAGCAGUUUAUCAUGGCAGAUGGGUGGGCAGGACACCUACUUGGCACACUGCAGGGCACCCUGUCCCAUGCAGGCCCAGAUGCUGGUGGCUGCAAUGCCAGGACUGCACAAUGCCAACAGGAAGCCAGGUUGGGUGCCUGGAUGUGGUGAGGUGGAUUCUGCAUGCAGUAUAGCCUGGCCUUUGCUGCAGCACAGCAGAAUGGCACAGCCCUCCCUUCUGAGGCUCCUGGCAGCGGCCAGCAGGCUGGAUAGGCUCAAUUAGCAUCUCCCCAACCCCCUUCUCUCCCUCCUGCCCUCAACAGUUCACAAAGCUCAUUAAGUGGACCCUCCAGCCCAAAUUGCACACCCCUGUACUACAGUCACUGUACUGGGUACAGGUGUGCAUGUGUUCCAUCAGUGAAAGAGAUAAAAAGCAUGGUAAGGUAGGUAAAGUGUGACCUGAAGAGCAGAAGCAGUACCUUGAGAUGCUAAUGUCUAAGAGACUGGAGGGCAAGAAAGCCAUAAGCACCUAUUGUCUAGUCCCACUGGGAAUGCAGUGCACUUGAAACCAGCCAGGCUUGCAAAGCAGAGAGCAGAAGCUGACAGGUGUGAUGCUUCUGGUUAGCCGCCCUCUGAAACCUCAGGCUUCAUAAUGAGGGAUGCUGGGAACCACCACCAGCUGUGGAGCAGUGCAACUGCAUCAGCUCCUACAUAUUUUGAGGCAUGUGAGCUGGGAGGGCCUGCAUGUUUGUGAGGUACUGAUGUGCUCAGACUGAGGGUUCUUUAAAUAAAGGUGGGGUUUGAAGCAUUUUGAACAUAUGCCCAAACCCUUACACAAUCACGGUUACUUCAGCUAUAAUUGUAUUGUGCAGCUUUUGAUAAUCUGAGUCUAGAUCCUCUGACUUCUGAUGACAUUCUUUGGCAGUAAGAUGGCUUUUUCUACCUUGACAGAUGCUUUUCCAACAUUCUACCCCUUUAAGCAGUCAGUUCAGUUAUUACAUUACAGUGGAUUAUCCUCUAUGAAUGGCUUGCAUUGUUUUUCUUGUAAAAUUUUUAAAUUGAUGCAAAAGUAUCCAGAGCAAAUAAAUUGUUGAUCAAGCCAUAUGCAAACAUGAA